This is a messenger RNA of Exaiptasia diaphana, 1127 nucleotides long. RefSeq names its product mitochondrial carrier homolog 2. NCBI's taxonomy places the organism in Eukaryota, Metazoa, Cnidaria, Anthozoa, Actiniaria, Aiptasiidae. The transcript is spliced from 13 exons. The record is from RefSeq and is a predicted model, not a curated record. The coding region runs from base 8 to 898 and encodes 296 amino acids.
AUCCAACAUGGCGAGUGUAAGGUUUGGAACUCCUCCUCCGAAAGAUGAGAAAAAUCCAGCGUUGUCKCUUAUGCUUUCAAUGGCAAUGACAACUGCAACUUAUCCGCUUACUUCAGUGAAAUUAUUAGUYCAGGUUGGUCAUGAACCUAUACCUGCAGUUGCUACGAAAACCUUUUUUGGGAAUACAGUUAUGAGGCUACCAGGCCUUUUUCAGUAUGGUAAACACUUAGUCAAAACAGAUGGCUAUCUUAGAUUGUACAGUGGUCUUGUCCCAAGGUUAAUGAACCAGUUUAUUGGAUUAAUGGUCAAUGAUGCAGCACUUGAUGCACUUAAAAGCAAAGAUGAUAGUUCACUUGAUGCGUUCAAAUUAGAGCCAGCAGAAACGAACAUUCAAGACGACUUGAAAAGUUUUACUGUAGAGACAUGCAAGCAUACAGUGGCCAAGUGUGUUGCUGUGGUGGUAGCCCAUCCAUUUCAAGUAUUGACGGUGAGAAUGGUUGUACAGUAUGUUGGAAAAGAGACUGCGUACAGUGGUCUGGUGUCUUCAGUAAAAGAAAUCAUGAACAACCAUGGGAUAACAGGUUUCUUUGAUGGAAUUGUUCCUAGACUUGUUGGGGAGGURCUUUCAUUGUGGAUCUGCAGAACACUUCAUUUCCUGGUSACAAAAUAUGGYUUAGACAAAGAGGUUGCUUCAAGAAAAGAGAUCAAUAUGCUAAUGCAUUGCCAUGUUAAAUCAAACAUUUUUCUACUAAACAGGCUUGCUGGUGGAUCACCUCCGAACAUGCCCAUCUAUGAUGACUGGGUGGACUGCUUCAAGCAUCUUAGAUCUGGUGGUAACUUAUGGCGUGGUUCAAGUGUACUUCGUCGUACUUUAAAAGACAAUAAAAAGUGUCAUUAAAUGUUCUUCACAAAUACUGGUUUUGYAYCCAGGACAAGUCGCUUCUAAAAUGUGACCAGCCCUGAUACUUGAUCUKCCUCUGUACUGACCAAGAGCACAUAAUUAUGAAACAAAAGAAAAUAWACAAAAUGUACUUUUUUUACAGUGGAAAUCGUUGCAUCGAGACUUCUUUGUUUUGAAGUUUGUCUGGAUUUUGUUCUUUCUUUCAAUCUGAGGGGCGGAGCUUUUC